AUGUUCUCCCUCCAGGAGAGCCUGGCCAGAGGGGGGCUGACCAUGAAAGAAGAGCCCCUGAGCGGAGGGGGACUCUCGGCUGUCCGGUCUUGGAUGCAAAGCACGGGGGUCCUGGAUGCCCACACAGCCCUGCAAAGUGGCAUUGGGCUGGCUCGGGCCCACUUCGAAAAGCAGCCCCCGUCCAACCUCAGGAAAUCCAACUUUUUCCACUUCGUGCUUGCCAUAUACGACCGUCACGGACAGCCAGUGGAGAUCGAGAGGACAUCUUUUAUCGACUUCGUGGAGAAGGACAGAGAGCAGAACGGAGAGAAAACCAACAACGGCAUUCACUACCGGCUGCAGCUGCUGUACAGUAACGGGCUCCGAACCGAGCAAGAUCUCUACGUACGACUCAUUGAUUCCAUGUCCAAGCAGGCCAUCAUCUACGAAGGUCAGGAUAAGAACCCCGAGAUGUGUCGGGUGUUGUUAACUCACGAGAUCAUGUGCAGCCGCUGCUGUGACAAGAAAAGUUGUGGAAACCGCAACGAGACCCCUUCCGAUCCGGUCAUCAUUGACAGAUUUUUUCUCAAGUUCUUCCUCAAAUGCAACCAGAACUGCUUGAAGAAUGCAGGCAACCCCCGAGAUAUGCGCCGGUUCCAGUUGAUCACGCCACAUGCCAUCCGGGUCCAGACGCCGCCCCGGCACAUCCCCGGCGUGGUGGAGGUGACGCUCUCCUACAAGUCGAAGCAGUUUUGCAAAGGAGCCCCCGGGCGUUUUGUUUACACAG
Protobothrops mucrosquamatus (brown spotted pit viper) is the source of this 766-nucleotide messenger RNA. Its product is annotated as transcription factor COE3-like. Lineage: Eukaryota; Metazoa; Chordata; Lepidosauria; Squamata; Viperidae. The transcript has 8 exons. The annotation marks the transcript as partial. Gene Ontology annotation, biological process: regulation of transcription by RNA polymerase II. Gene Ontology annotation, molecular function: RNA polymerase II cis-regulatory region sequence-specific DNA binding; DNA-binding transcription factor activity, RNA polymerase II-specific. The record is from RefSeq and is a predicted model, not a curated record.